Peronospora farinosa is the source of this 654-nucleotide messenger RNA. NCBI's taxonomy places the organism in Eukaryota, Oomycota, Peronosporomycetes, Peronosporales, Peronosporaceae. The record is from the annotation of a GenBank genome assembly.
AUGAAGACGAAAUCGACCAUGUCCAAGACGUGUAAAAAAGCGGUCCACCCCAUGCCAAGUACAUUAAGUAGUAAUACUAACCCAGAAAACAAUACAGUUGGUAAUACAGCACGAGGUGCUGCAACUGGAGCCGCAGCUGGGAUGGGUCUAUGGGGUUUGGCAACGCCUAUUGUUAAUUUGGUAGGCUUUGGAGCUGGUGGUAUCGCUAGCGGCUCGACUGCUGCUUCGAUGAUGUCUGCCGCUGCAGUUGCCAAUGGUGGUGGCGUAGCCAGUGGGAGUGUCAUCGCAAUUAUGCAGAGUAUUGGAGCUAUUGGACUGGCGGCACCACUAGGUCUAGGACUUGUUGCUGGCGGAGCAAUCAUCGGUGGCACUGCACUUUUCGUUAAGGCCAAACUGUCAAUGGCGAAUCGAGCCAACUUGACCGAUGCGGCUAAUGGAGCUGACGAUGAAAAUGAGGACAAGGGUCUCUGGGUCCUUGCUGAGAUUUCGCUCGAUUCCGGAAAAACGUCGGUGAGAACCUUUGACGACGAAUACAAAGCGCGCAAUGCCUUUUUGAACUCUUUCGCUAUGAGUAAAGCGUUGUUUGAUCCGGAACAGAAGAUAGCUUUGGAACUUGGAUGGAACGAGUCCAUGACCGAGACAGUAGGAAUGUGA